Candidula unifasciata is the source of this 657-nucleotide messenger RNA. The record is from the annotation of a GenBank genome assembly. Lineage: Eukaryota; Metazoa; Mollusca; Gastropoda; Stylommatophora; Geomitridae.
AUGGAGGUUCAAGUACAAGACAGUCAGGUUGUGCCUCGAAGCAAUGCAGAACAUCUGCGGGUGAUGAUAGCAGCUGUGGAUGCAGUUAUCAGUGGCAGCAUGUCUCAGCGAGAGGCAGCCAAAGUAUAUAGUAUUCCUAGGAGUACCUUGCGAAGUCACUUGCCCAGACAUGAUUCUUACAAGCACAGACUUACCAAAACUCCAUCUAAUUUCAAAGGCAAGACCAUUCUUUCAAAGAAGGAAGAAAAAGAACUGGUUAAUUAUGUCAUCAAUAUGCACAGAGCAGGCUUUGGGCGCACUCGUCAAGACUUGCUUUAUAAAGUUCAAGACCUCUUAAACAAGUCAAAUCGAAAGACAAAGUUUGAAAACAAUUUACCAAAUGAUGAAUGGUAUGAUGCGUUCAUAGAGAGACACAAGGAUAGCAUUCAGCAGUGCAGCUUUGGCAGUGACAUGCAGGAAAUAGGACUCAUCCCCCUUGACGUGCAUGGAGUAAACCAGAUCCUUGAGGCAGCCGUCCAGUCAGUGACUCUACCUGACCACCAUAUUAGCAUAUUCCAGCCGGAGGACACGGCAGCACAGAACGUCAUCCACCAUGCCAGCAUCAGUCCAGACAGUGUUGCCAGAUGUCGAACUCUGCCUUUUCAUUUACAGCUCUGA